This is a messenger RNA of Drosophila melanogaster (fruit fly), 1348 nucleotides long. RefSeq lists its product as uncharacterized. Bases 228 to 1172 code for a protein of 314 amino acids. Gene Ontology annotation, cellular component: extracellular region. The transcript is spliced from 4 exons. Lineage: Eukaryota; Metazoa; Arthropoda; Insecta; Diptera; Drosophilidae. Gene Ontology annotation, molecular function: lipase activity. The record is from RefSeq and is marked reviewed.
GGCACAGAAAACUGGUUUUCUACGCGGUUUGCACUGUUGUUACUUUUUAUUUUCAGCUAACCAUCCAGAUGACCAGAUAAUGCAGUUGUUCAGUAGUUUCCACUCAAUCCUAAUUGUUUGCUGUGUUCUCUUAAUUGAUGGAACGCACUCGAAACUGAAUCUUAAAUAUGCCAUUUUGAGGCAAAAGCAAGCAGCAAAGGCAACGCAAAAUGACACUUUGGGUAUGGAUGUGGGAGAAAGUUUCUGCUGGACGAGCGUAUCAUGUCGAUGUUUUUGUUUAUGAAGCCCACCAGCAGAGAAUCAAAUAUGAUGCCCAGAAGACCAUGAAGGUGAUGUUCUACAAGAACAACACCAAAACCAUGGAGACUUCGGCCUACGACGAUGCCUACGAUCUCAGUGGCUCGGGUUGCUCGCCCACGGACAAGUUUGCCAUAGUUCUGCAUGGAUGGAUCCAAAGUUGUUCGGACGAGUGGGCGCUGUCGCUUAUUGAAAGACUCAGUUACUACCGCGGCGGAUGCGUGAUAUGCAUAGACUACAGUGUGGUCGCCAGUUCCUCGUACAUGCGGCUGUACACAAACUUUGACACCCUCACCGGCGCCAUAUCGUCCAUUAUCCUAACACUGUUCAGGCAGGGAUUCGAUCCAAAACGAGGCUAUAUGUUUGGCUUCAGCUUCGGCGGACAACUGGCUUCGGCGGUGGGAAGAUCCCUACGGCCACACCACAUUAUCGAGAGCAUAGACACGUGCGAUAUGGCCGGACCCGGGUUCGAUCCCAUUGCAGUCGACCACUCCAAGGCCGGCAAGCAUGUGCAGUGCUUCCACUCGAGCCGCGACAAGGGCACCUUCGUCUACUCCUGCCACCGCAACAUAAUGCUCGGCAGCUGCGGCCUCAAGCAGCCCUCGGUGGCCAGUCAGCUUCACCUGGGCAGCCAUGGUCUCUGCGUCGACAUAUACAUCAACACGUUCGACUAUCCCUUCUACGCCGUGAACUACACACCGCCGGAGUGCUUCACCUGGCAAAAGACGGCCAAGAUACCAGAUGGCUACACGGUGGGCUACGAGGAGAACUUCGACAGCCAGGUCACGGGGCAGAUCUUCGUGCCCACUAGCCUGCACUACCCCUACAACUUGUCCAAGAAACAGCUAAAGCUGCUGACCAAAGGCGGUGCUUGACUGAGUAUUGGGAGAAAACACUUGGUUCAAGAAUAGCAACCUCAGGAGGCUUAUGUUUUUUAAAUCAAAGUCAACCAUAUUCUAAUAUCAUGUAGGUUUAUUCGAGUUCAGCUCAUAUCGUUUGUAAUUGUUGUUUUUAUUUUUAUUCACCAAAAAUAUAUUUCAAAUCAAAUUUG